Paramecium sonneborni is the source of this 825-nucleotide messenger RNA. The record is from the annotation of a GenBank genome assembly. NCBI's taxonomy places the organism in Eukaryota, Ciliophora, Oligohymenophorea, Peniculida, Parameciidae.
AUGGAUUUUCCAUUCGGUUCUAAUUAUUUCAUUAGACAAAAUAAUAAGUAAAAUAAAAAAAAAAUUAGACCUUGCGAUAUUUUGUGUCCAUGCAAGGAAAAUACAUUUGAUAUAUCAAACAAAUGUGAGAAUCCAGAAAAUACGAAAUGGAUUCUGACUGAAGAUUCAAAUCCUUUCUAUAAUUUUUACUGUUGUUAAUAUAGGGCGAUGGAACUUUUGGCUAAAAAUAAUAAAGAUGACUAAAUGACUUUAUAUAAGGGAGAAAGUAAAAAUAUAUUUAAUUUAGGACCUUGCCUUAUUCCAUUUUUUUCAUGUGAAUAGAUAUAGAUGAAAAUUUAUAAGUAUAUUUAUUAGGAUGGGAAAUUGAUUAAUAAAAAUUAGAUAGGAUAUAUUUAAGCUUUUUCGCAAGAUUUCCAAAGAGAAUGUAAGGUUUCUUAAAUUUUUCAAAAACCACUUAUUAAAAUUAUAAAGAAUGUAGAUUUAGCAGCUGAUUAAUAAUAGAAUAGUAAUAUUAUAUAAUUAAGGAAGGUCAAAUCUUUGUUAUAACAAUGCCGGAGAAAGAGAAACUUUAUGAUUAUUAUCGUAGAUAAUGUUGCUUACCUCAUGGUACACUUGAAUAUAAGAUAUACUCAAAAGUAAAUAACAACCAUAGUGAGCAAAUUGGAACAAUUUCUAACGAAUUUUAAGGUUGUUACAAAGAAUAUUGUACAAGAGGAGAUUUAUUUACGAUGUCAUUUAAUUAAGUUGACGAGUUAAAUGCAGAAACAAGAACCCUAUUAAUGUAUGGUUGUUUGUAACUAAAUUAUCAAGAAUAUGAAUAUAUGA